Molecule: messenger RNA, 3155 nt
Organism: Sorex araneus (European shrew)
Lineage: Eukaryota; Metazoa; Chordata; Mammalia; Eulipotyphla; Soricidae
Gene: AFAP1L2
Product: actin filament associated protein 1 like 2
Exons: 20
Coding region: 125-2806 (893 amino acids)
Biological process (GO): regulation of mitotic cell cycle; inflammatory response; regulation of interleukin-6 production
Cellular component (GO): cytosol
Molecular function (GO): SH2 domain binding; SH3 domain binding
Source: RefSeq, a predicted model, not a curated record
UCGGCGCGGCGGCCACGACCGUGACCUCACGGGGAGGGGCCAGCGCGGCCGGCGGGGCGCCCAGCCCAGAGCGCAGCACCCGAGGCCCGAGCCGCGGCGCGAGGAGCGCAACGCCCCGGCCCCGAUGGAGCGGUACAAAGCACGGGGGUGUUGCUGUCUGGUGGGACACAGCCGCGUCCUGCAGGCCUCCGCGUCCCUGGAGCAGCUGCUGACGGAGCUGGAGGACUUCCUGAAGAUCCUCGAGCAGGAGAAGCUGAGCAGCACCGCCCUGCUGAAGAAGAGCAGCCUGGCCGAGCUGCUCCGGCUCUACGCCAAAAGCAGCAGUGCUGAUGAAGAGUACAUUUAUAUGAACAAAGUGACAGUCCCCCAUCAACAGAACGUGGACCCCCCCGACAGAGCGCCCCAGGACCCGAGCCCGCUCACCAACGGGGAGCCCGCCCAGCACUCCUCGGCCCCCCAGAAGAGUCUUCCCGACCUCCCGCCACCCAAGAUCGUCCCCGAGCGCAAGCAGCUGCCCGUCCCGAAGACUGAGGCCCCGGAAGGCUACUACGAAGAGGCCGAGCCCUACGACGCAUCUCUGAACGAGGACGGGGAGGCCGUGAGCAGCUCCUACGAGUCGUACGAUGAAGAGGAGAACAGCAGGGGCAAGUCCGCGCCUCACCAGUGGCCCUCGCCCGAGGCCAGCAUCGAGCUGAUGCGCGACGCCCGCAUCUGUGCCUUCCUGUGGCGGAAGAAGUGGCUGGGCCAGUGGGCCAAGCAGCUGUGCGUCAUCAAGGACUCCCGCCUGCUGUGCUACAAGUCGUCCAAGGACCACAGCCCCCAGCUUGACGUGAGCCUGCUGGGCAGCAGCGUCGUGCACAAGGAGAAGCAGGUGCGGAAGAAGGAGCACAAGCUGAAGAUCACGCCCAUGAACGCCGACGUCAUCGUGCUGGGGCUGCAGAGCCGCGACCAGGCGGAGCAGUGGCUCAGGGUCAUCCAGGAGGUGAGCGGCCUGCCCUUCGAGGGCACGUCCGAGGGGAACCAGUACACACCAGACGCCCUGCGCCUCAACUGCCAGAAGCCCGACCUCACAGAGAAGUACGUGUCCACCUCUGAGUACGGGAGCCCCGUCGAUGGCCACUUGGACGUCCCCGAGACCAAAGAUGUCAAGAAGAAGAGUUCUGCUGGCCUCAAACUGAGCAACCUCAUGAACCUGGGCCGGAAGAAAUCCUCCUCGCUGGAGCCGCCGGAGCGGCCCCUGGAGACAGCCAAUUACCUGAACGUGCUGGUGAACGGCCAGUGGAAGUCCCGCUGGUGCUCCGUGAGGGACAGUCACCUGCACUUCUACCAGGACCGGAACCGGAGCAGGGCGGCCCAGCAGCCCCUCAGCCUGGGCGGCUGCGAGGUGGUCCCCGACCCCAGCCCCGACCACCUCUACUCCUUCCGCAUCCUCCACAAAGGCGAGGAGCUGGCCAAGCUGGAGGCCAAGUCCUCUGAGGAGAUGGGCCACUGGCUGGGCCUCCUGCUGUCCGAGUCCGGCUCCAGGACGGACCCCGAGGACUUCACCUACGACUACGUGGACGCGGACAGGGUGUCCUGCAUCGUGAGCGCGGCCAGAACCUCGCUGCUGCUGAUGCAGAGGAAGUUCUCGGAGCCCAACACGUACAUCGACGGUCUGCCCAGCCAGGCCCGCCCCGAGCUGCUGUACGACGACGUGGAGGUGUCAGAGCCGCCAGCGGUGGAGCCCCCCGAGGCGGGCAUCCCCAUGCCGGACACUGGCCUGGAGAGCGAGUCGGACCGCGUGUACCUGGACCUCACGCCCAUCAAGUCCUUCCUGCACAGCCCAGCGGGCACCCAGGCCGGCUCCCCCCCUCGGCCAGAGCCCCCCACCGAGGCCGUCCCCACGGACCUGGGUCCCACCCCCGGUGAGCCCCCUGGGCCCCCGCCAGAGACCGUCUGCAGGGACCCACAGCAGGUGCCGUGGGGGGGGCCCGAGCCCAGGGAGCCGCCCCUGAGGAGCACCACCGUGAAGAUCCAGCUGGAGCAACAGAACAUCUCAUUUCCGCUGAGCUGCCCCGACGUGGCGGCGGCCGGCACCCCGCCUGGGGCCAGCCCCCCCGUGAGGGACAGGCUCAGGGUGGCCACUGCAGAGAUCAAACUGGGCAAGAACAGGACGGAGGCCGAGGUGAAGCGCUACACGGAGGAGAAGGAGCGGCUGGAGCGGAAGAAGGAGGAGAUCCGGGCGCACCUGGCGCAGCUGCGGAGGGAGAGGCGGGAGCUGAAGGAGAGCCUGUCGGCCUGCACAGACAAGGGCAUCCUGGCCAGCCUGGAGCAGAAGCUGCGCGAGGUGGACGAGGAGUGCCGCGUGGAGGAGAGCAGGCGUGUGGACCUGGAGCUCAGCAUCGUGGACGUGAAGGACAACCUCAAGAAGGCCGAGGCGGGCCCUGUGACACUGGGCACCACCGUGGACACCACCCACCUGGAGAGCGCGAGCCCCCGUCAACCCAAAGCUGCCGUCCCCUCCAGCCCUGCCCCAGACUGUACCCCGGUCAACUCGGCCACGGCGCUCAAGAACAGGCCCCUCUCCGUCCUGGUCACGGGCAAAGGCACCGUCCUGCAGAAAGCCAAGCACCUCUGUGACAGGGCGCGUCCGUCCGUCUGUCCAGAAGGGAGCGCCAGGAUCGGGGAGCCUCGGCCCGGCGGAGCCUCGACUUUCUCAGAGCCAAAGGAAAUGAGCCGGGGGGGCUCCUUCUGCCAGGCGCACACGUCACCGUCUGCGGGGGCUCCUGCUGGCCGCGGCCGCCCCCGGCUCGACCGACCCUUUUAAGUAUGAAAAGCUUCCACGGUGGAGACUUCUGAGACAGACCGAGCGAGCAGGGCAUUAUGUCCCUGGUCACGAGGCUCCGCUCCCUGGCAUGACCACUGUCCCUGCACCUGGACCACGGGAGGCCACAACAGCCCUGGCCCCCACCGGCGUGGCGACGGGUCCCACUCGGCCUCCUGGGGUUCUCCAUAGCUGGAAGCGCGCCUAUGUCUGGCCAUCAAGCAUCUGCUCGUCAAGAAAUGUCCCGUUAGGGAUCAAUCAAGCAUUGGGGAUCAGUCAGGCGGAAGCCUGGCCUCUUCCACUAAGGAAGGGCUCCCUUUUCAGCCUAACAUGGGCCUGGUCAUUUUUUUUU